Molecule: messenger RNA, 1122 nt
Organism: Diaporthe amygdali
Lineage: Eukaryota; Fungi; Ascomycota; Sordariomycetes; Diaporthales; Diaporthaceae
Exons: 3
Coding region: 1-1122 (373 amino acids)
Source: RefSeq, a predicted model, not a curated record
AUGUUCUUCGGGAAUUUUAUCACCGCCCUAGUUGGCGUGUCUUUCGUUACUGCUGCUCCCGCGUCCGUUGACCGGAGUGCAACACCCAUAGAAAGGGGCCUGAAGCAUAAGACCAGGGCACAACAGAAAAGGGAUAUCAUCAUCCAACAGACUGUCGUGGAGCCCCAGGUCGUAGUCAUCAACAACAACUUGGAUACCAUCGCGGCCCUGGCCUUGACAGCAGAGCAGGAGUUCGCUGCCCUUGUUCAGUCCCAGCUUGCUCUCAUUUCAACGGUGGAGACGAUCAAGAACAAUAUUAGAGUGAAUCACUUCAAGAACAGAUGGACACAAGUUAACACUGUCAUUAUUGCGGUCACAAAUGUCAUUGAUCAGCGAGAUCCCAAAAAUGUCAACACUCGCUACAUGGUCAACCAGCUCAAGGCUGAUAACAACCAGCCUGGCCAGGAGAUUCUUGUAAUGGUUAACGCGGCUGAGCCUCUUACGAUCGGCCCUGCACCUACGCCCGCAAACCUGAAUGUCCCUGGUGUUGCUGGUGUGGGCAACGCGUCUCAGCCCUCUGGUGGUGCCGCGCCUCAAGUUGCUGCGUUCGAUCCCAAUGCACCCUUUGGCCAGAUCAACGGCUCCGUCCUGCUGCCCUUUGGUUCUCAGCCACCAAAAGCUCCGAGCAACGCUCAGGUCUUCGCCGACCCAGCUGCCAUUAUUUUGCCGAAUCAGGGCCUUUUCGUCGGUGACACAAACCUCAUCCAGCAAGAUUGCCAGCUCCUUGCAGCGGGUUCUCUUUUCAACCUUCAGCAGCAGCUGCUGGCCAGCGAACAAGCUAUUGCACAAGCCGAAGUUGCUGGGCUUGUUCUCGGGACCGCACCCCCACCAACAGUCAUCGUCAACGUGAAUGGCGGCCAGCAAGGCCAGCAACAAGCUCAAGACCAACAAGCUCAACAACAAGCUCAGCAGCAGGCCCAGCAGCAGGCCCAGCAGCAGGCCCAGCAGCAGGCUCAACAGCAGGCCCAACAACAAGCCCAGCCGUCAGCUGAUCCACAGGCUCAGCAGCAAGCCCAGCCGCCAUCAGAGCAGGCCGCCACUCCACCAGCACCGGCUCCAGCUGCGGCCCCAUCAGGCGCAUAA